GGUUGCAGAGCAGCGCGACUCUACCAAACGUUUCCGAGGCCAAGAAUGGACCGCAUUCUUCAGAGAGCCUCAUUUUGGUGGAUUAUCGUCCUUAUGUCACUCUCAACACUCGCAGAGAGCAGGUUAGUGCACAGGCGAGGCUCCAAAUACACAACAAACUCCCACAACCCGAGCAGGAUUCACGGUAACCUCCAGCCUCAGCCGACUGCGAGCAAACCGCAACAAACCGCGGAGCUCCGUGAGAGGCCUCGCCCUGUUGUGGUCCAUUGCCACCCGGACUCGAUGCGGGUUGUGGUGCAGGCUGACAUGUUUGAUAAAGGCCUCCAGGUGGACCCCAGUCACCUGCGCCUGGGCUCAGAGGCAGAGAGUGGAGAGAGUGCAUGCAGAGCAGUCCCGACAGGAGAGGCGGAAUUCACCAUCCAGGCCCACCUGAGGGACUGUGGAACCAGACUCUCAUCGACAAAAGAGAAGAUUAUCUAUUAUAAUGUUCUGGUCUACUCACCCGAACCUUCGUCUGAUGGUUUGCUUCGACUCGAUGGAGCAACUAUUCCAGUUGAAUGCCAUUAUGAAAAGAGGUAUGCAUUGGAUGCCAUUUCGCUGCAACCCACCUGGAUCCCAUCUGUCUCUAUUAUAUCUGCAGAGGACCACAUAGACUUCAAACUGCUCCUCAUGACUGAUGAUUGGCAGUUUGAAAGGGGAUCUUAUUCUUAUUUCCUCGGUGACCCCAUUCUCUUGGAAGUUUCGGCCAUCAUUGGUAACCACAUGCCUCUGCGAGUCUAUGUUGACCAGUGCGUUGCCACAGCCACUUCUGAUGCAGAGGACACAUUAAGAUAUGACUUUAUUGAGCAUCACGGAUGUCUUGCUGAUGCUUACCUGACAAACUCUAGCUCCCGUUUCCUCCCAAGAGUUGAACAGCACAAGCUGAGGUUUCAGCUCGAAGCCUUCAUGUUCUACCAGGAGCCCAACAAUCAGGUUUACAUAACCUGCUACAUCAGGGCCGUUCCAGUCGUGUUGGCUGUCAGCUCUCGAAACAGAGCCUGCUCUUUGAUCGAAAACAGUUGGAGGUCGGUUGACGGGAACGACCAGGUAUGUAGAAGCUGCGAUCUCUCCCAUCGAAGUGAGGAGCCUCUGCCCACAGAGCGCCCAGAAACUACCAUUGGCACCAAAGCAUGGACCUCCGGGACUUCACAGGAGAGUUUAGUCCAGAACAGACCGGAACAACAACAGACAUCCAAUUACAUCUAUGUUCGACCAGGAACGCACCAGAUCCAACACAACAAACCUCAACAAUACUCUGCUAGAGUGAUGAAGAGAAGGGCAGAGCAGGGAGCAGAGCGGACUAUCCAGCUGGGACCCAUUACUGUCCUGCCAUCCAACAAAAUCGACAACAGGACCACCUGAGACUUUGUAGCACAGUGGAGACUGAGGAUAAAAAGAGAUCAUUGCUGCCUUGUGCAGGAAAAAAACAAAAUUUUGGACAAAACCCCUGUGGAUGCAGAGGUUAAUCUCGUCAUUCAUCUCUUUCCUGUGACCUUUAAUUUCCUGUCAUUUCCAGUGAUGUUCAUAUUUACUGUAUAUAUCACAAACCUUAUUCCAGUAAAUAUUUUACAUUAA
Messenger RNA from Centropristis striata (black sea bass), 1614 nucleotides. RefSeq names its product zona pellucida sperm-binding protein 3-like. The transcript is spliced from 8 exons. Gene Ontology annotation, cellular component: extracellular matrix. The record is from RefSeq and is a predicted model, not a curated record. The coding region runs from base 46 to 1401 and encodes 451 amino acids. Lineage: Eukaryota; Metazoa; Chordata; Actinopteri; Perciformes; Serranidae. Gene Ontology annotation, molecular function: acrosin binding. Gene Ontology annotation, biological process: egg coat formation; positive regulation of acrosome reaction; binding of sperm to zona pellucida.